Exaiptasia diaphana is the source of this 3281-nucleotide messenger RNA. RefSeq lists its product as uncharacterized. The transcript has 2 exons. NCBI's taxonomy places the organism in Eukaryota, Metazoa, Cnidaria, Anthozoa, Actiniaria, Aiptasiidae. The record is from RefSeq and is a predicted model, not a curated record. The coding region runs from base 1 to 3195 and encodes 1064 amino acids.
AUGCCAAGAACAACUUCUUGUCGGUGCAAUGAAAGAUCGUAUCUUCAUGCACACUGUUUUUGCUCGAUUUAUGGAUGUGAGGGAAAAGCAGUUUCUAGAUCAACUUACCAUCAUCAUCAGAAAGCAGACCAACAACCGUUGCUUACCCAGAGCGAAAACGAAACACACUUCAACUCCGAGAAUGAAUCAACAGCAGAUACCAGUAUAUCGGCGAGCAUUGGGGACGACGUGGAGUGGGAAGUCGAUUAUGUUAACACUAACAGAGAAAAUGAUCAGGAGUCAGACACAUCUUUAGAUGUUUCAUGUGAUAGGUUUGUUCAGACAGACAAACAAAACUGGGACACAAAGGUUGUUGAUGCAAUUCUAAAUGCUUUGCCCAUGAAACAAUCACAAGGUGAUUCUAUUAAAUCCUUUGAAGACUGGCUUAGAUGGGCCAAAGACUUUGUGAUAACUGACCAAGAACUAAAAGAUAUAUGGCCAACCUCUUGGACUGAAACUGAAGAUAUCUUGAGGAGAGUUGGCUAUGAGUCACCCAAACAUUACUACAUAUGCAUGAAUGAUGAUGAGCAUCACAGGGAAUGGGACAUCAUGGAGCACCCUUCAGAUAAAUGCAGGUAUUGUGGACAACCUGGUGACAUAGAUUACUAUUAUUUGGGUUUAACCCAAAAAAUAAAGAGAUGGUUUAGCAAUAAGGAAAUGUGUAGUAAUAUGCUCGAUCACUGGCGAGAAAAAGAACACUGGUAUUACAGUUGUGCUAGAGGGGAAACAAGAGGAUGGCCUAUAAAGAAAGAACUUUGGGAUGGGACACGAUUUUCAGAGUACUCAUGGUUUUUUGAUGCAACAAAAAGGUAUCUGUUACCAACACUUUGCCCAUACUGCAAAGACUGUCAGAUAAAUACUGUUAUUUCAGCAGAAAUGAUCGCUGCGUGUGAUGGUUUUGAUAAUGGUUCAUCAGUUAAAAUAAUUUGUCACCAAUGCAGGAAAAUAUUCACACAUAUACCCACUUUUACUAAAGGAGAUCCUAGAAACAUUGUUUAUAUUGCCCACUGGGAUGGUUUCACUCCAUUCGAGACAACAGGUGGUCAUAGUACUGGGGUAUUAGAUGUCAAAAUAGGAAAUAUUGCUAAAAGAAAAAGAAAUCAUACAGAUCAAGUGUAUGUAGUGGGUUUUGUACCCAGUUCCAAGACCCCAGAUGAUACACCAGGAUUUUUAGACCCAUUUCUAACCCCACUUAUCAAUGAAAUUGUUGAAGGAUUCAUUAAUGGCAUUGAAGUUAACUAUUCUGCUGACUUUCCAGACCUAAACAUAGAGAGUGGUACAGUUGUUGUCCGACAUCUUAUUAUGCUUUGGACUGGUGACCACCCAGGUCAAUGCGAAGUUGCAAAAUUUAAACGUACAGGAAAGAAAGCUUGCCGCCGAUGUCAUAUAUGUGGAAAACAAGCAGAAGAGGGUUCACCACAUUAUUAUUAUGGAGGAUGUAGGUACCAUGCACGAUAUAAAUGGCCUAGAAGAACUAUGGAAGAAUCACUUCAUCAUAUGAAGGAAGCAGAGGAAGAGACUGGGGCUGCAUGGAAAAGAAUUUCCAAAGAAAGUGGUUUUACAGGUUUAAGUAAACUGACUGUGCUGUAUUAUCUAUAUGGAUUUGAUGUAUUACAUGACACUGUCAUUGAUCUUAUGCAUGGGUUGCCAAUGAAUCCAGUAAAAAAGCAUUUACAACGCUUACUACAAAGAAAGGAUAUAAACUUUGCUGAAAUAGAAUCAAGACUUUCUAUUUUUCCCUGGACCCCUGAAUUGAAGGCAUCUCGCUACCCUACUGGAUUCACAUCAAGACUAGGAUACUGGAAAGCUGAAGAUUACCAAAAAUUUGCUUUCCCAGCCUCAGAAGUAAUUUUGAGUGGUGCAAUACCAGACGAAGACUUUCUUUGUUGGAAACUGUUAGUGCAAAUGAUUCAAAUGGUGUUUAGCUGCUGUCGCAACACUGGAUGGACCUAUGAAGACAUUGAAUUAUUUGGUAAAGUAGCCUGGCGCCACAAUAUAAUUUCUGAAGAAACAUUUGGACUAGCCGCAUGUGUCAUCACGGAACAUAAUUUGCUUCAUGUCACCGAGGAUAUUUAUCGUUUCUCGGCUCCAGAUAAUUUUUGGGUGUUUGAUCUUGAAAGAGCUGUCAAGAGAUAUGUGAACCAGUCUACUAAUCACAAAAAUAUUGAGAAAACAUACAGCAAUAAUGAAGUAAGAAGAGAGGUUCUUCAGAAUCUACAUAUUGGUAGACAUGCAAAGGACAGCCCAAUUCUUACUGAAGAUGAGUUAGAAACAGCAAAAUGGGCUAAACAAGUUUCUUCAUUAAAACAAGGCAACUAUCUUAUUUUACAUGCCCUUCCUAAUACUAUUAAUGGCAUUGCAGUUGGUUCAUGUAGCAAGAAAAGUGGAUUUCACAACAUAACCCAACAGCAACAAGAGGACGUGUGGGAAGAUGUAACCCAUAAUGAAAGUAUUCAAUUUGAAAUUUCAAAACUGUCAAAUAUAACAAAGUCCUGCAAGAGUAUCCUGAAACCAGGUAAAGAGCCAAUUGGACCUCAUGUCCACUGCAGAGUUGGAGAAAAUGCAAUGUUUUCCUUGGAUGGUAAUCAAGAAAAAGUUGGUAGAAUCAACAGAAUACAUUCAAUAACAGUCAAAGAUGUCAAUGAAAGAGAACAUGUUGUUUUGUAUUUAGAAGCACAGCUGUAUCAGCAGGCUAUAAAUGACAGUGGCCUUCAGAAGUAUUACCAAGGAACUGAAAGUAAAUGUCUUCAUUUAUCUGCAAGUAUCAAGAUGAUUAAUAGUGCCUGUUUGCUUAGAAAGGUUAUUUUAUAUCCUGCACAAGACAGUCAUGAGUACAUCUUAAUUGAUUUUGAGGCCCCUAAACUGCCAACUCACAAGCAGUUUGUAGCAGUUCCUUUUUAUCCAGAAAGAAAUGAUAUGGUGGUAGUUCAGGGUGAAAAUGAUGAAGAGUGGUUAGGGCGUAUUAUUUCUGUACAGAAAGAUGAAAAGAAAGUUGGAGUGCACUUCUUCAAAGAACAUCCAAGAUGGGUAGGGAGUAAAAAGUACAUCAAGGAGAGCUCCAUUGCUCAUUAUGUUGACUGGGAUUGUAUAACAAAAAAGGUUAAUGGCUCAUGGCUAACAAACGGACUGUGGCAGCUAAAUGACACUUUUAAUUAAUUCAAUGUAUAUAUAUAAGGUUGAUAUUCUUUGUAAUGAAUUCUUAGUGGAGUGCUUUUCAAACUGAAAUUAAUAUUUUAAAAGCA